AUGUCUGAAGCAUCAGGGAAGCACGAGUCUGACAGGGCCAAGGUUGAAAGAACUCCACUUGGUGUGAAAUGCAUGGGCCUCAAGAGUGGUUCAUCAGGUUCUAAGAAGAAGUUUGAGAAGAAGACAGCCAAGAUUCCAUCAAGAAAGGUGUAUCAGUCUCAAGCUCGUGACAAGACUACCUCAAAUGCUCCUAUUAUUGAAGAUGUCACAGAUGAAGAAGAACUUUCUGCUGAAAACUCUCCCAUUGGUUCUAAUCAAGAUGUUGUGCCCGAUGUUAGGGCUUCUAUACUUGCAGAUGGUUCAACUCAAGAAAUUUCAGGGAAGGAAUCCACUGCUCGUGAAGAUUCAGGUGUACCCACUCAUUCUGAUGGCUCUUCUUCUCCUUCGAAAGAGGAUGAACCAGUACAUGUGACCAUUGAUGAUUCUCAGUCCAAAGAAUCAAGCCAGGCUCCUGCCUCUAUUCAGACCAUCUCUGAUGAUGACUCUGAUGAUGUUCUGUUAACUGCUUCUCUGCCUGAUAGUGUUGCUGCAAGGAUCAAGAGAAAAAGAAGGGUUCCUGAUGUUGAAGAAUCUCUUGCUCCAAAGAAGAAGACCAAGUCCACUCCAACAACUUCCAAGUCCAAGAAAAAAGAUGUGAAGGGAAAAGGUAAGCAACAGAAAGUUAAAUCCAAGAAGAGUGUCAAGAAGAAGAAGGUUCCACUUGUUGCUGAGGAAUCUGGGUCAGAUGUUGAGGGGGAUGUCGAGGACAUCUUGCCUUCUGAGAAGAAGGAGUAUGCAGGAAAACGCAUUCCUCAGAAUGUCCCUGCUGUUCCUAUUGACAAUGUGUCCUUUCAUGCUGAAGGUCAUGUUCAGAAGUGGAAGUAUGUGUGCCAACGCAGAGUUGCCAAGGAAACGGAAGUUGGCUCUGAUGUACUUGAGUGCAAGGAAGUGGUUGCACUUAUUGAAAAGGCUGGACUGAUGAAGAUCAUUCUCAAGGUGGGAAGGUGUUAUGAAAAACUGGUGAGAAAAUUUCUGGUGAAUUUGUCUGUGGAAGUGGGACUUGCUGAAAGUGUUGAGUUUAGAAAGGUGUUUGUCAGGGCAAAAUGUGUUGAAUUCUCCCCUGCUGUGAUCAACAAAGCACUUGGUAGAAGUGUUGUUGAGUUUGUUGAUGAGGAGUUGUCCUUGGAUGUGAUUGCCAAGGAGAUUACUGCUGGCCAAGUCAAGAAGUGGCCCAUCAAGAAGUUGUUGUCUACAUGA
Molecule: messenger RNA, 1236 nt
Organism: Lotus japonicus
Lineage: Eukaryota; Viridiplantae; Streptophyta; Magnoliopsida; Fabales; Fabaceae
Exons: 1
Coding region: 1-1236 (411 amino acids)
Source: RefSeq, a predicted model, not a curated record